AUUCAAGUAACCCUAAGCACUCAGACUGAUUUCUUGAUCUCUAAUCGACAUCUCCUCUUCCAAUCUUUCUUCUGCUAAAUUGUAUUUCAAUAGCAGCAAUGAAGAAACAUCCAUGGAUGCUCCCGCCAAAGGCGAUCCCCCGCUUACAAAUUCCUACUGCUAGAAGUACAAAAGUUAAUGAAGAUCUGACGGUGUCACUAGUUCGUCGCAUGAAGUUGAAUUUUACCUUUGGAUGCAUUGAAGGUUUCAAUGGUGAAGGUGUGGAUGAGCUUACUCCAUUUUCUGUGAAAAGGGGGACAGGGAGCAUAAUUGAAUUCUCAACGGGGGAUCUCUUUUUUUCAACUCAACCUAGAUAUUCAGCUUAGUGUGAAUUUUUUUAUCUCUAAUCUUUUCCACAAUCGCCAAGUAUUUCCCAGACCUCUCAAAGUUCCAUACGAUGACAUCCAUGUUCAUAUUCUCCCCCCCUUCAAAAAGACGACUAUUGAUGAAGAUAAAGAGAUGUUUGUUUUAGCAGAUUUUGGGGAAUUAAUAUUUUAGGGAUAAAAGAUUAAUAUUUGAGCAGUUUCUUGAGGGCUUGAGGAAUUACUUACUUAAGUAUCUUAGCACAUAUACCACAUCUGGCUAUGGUUCCACCUUUCAAGUGACUCUGACCCUACCGCCUGAAGAAGAUCCAAAUCAAAUGAUGGCUUCCCUUUCAAAAAUACCUCAACCUGCUGAACCGCCAACUCUCAUUAUUAAAGGUUUGCCUCAAUGGGUUACUGAACAACCGGCCUCAAUGCGCAUCUUUUUUGAGACUUUUGGUGUGCUGAGGGCUUUUGAUGUUGCCCAUGGUGAAGUCUCACUUCAGUUCGAGAACUGUUACAAAGCAUUAAGACUGUUGUGUGCAUGUUCUUUGCACUUGGAGAGUGUUGUACAAGGAGACACUCUUGUUGACUAUGUUCUCACAUGGAAGGAAAAAAGGGCCUUGGAGGAGGAAGAAAACUUGUCCUUUUCUCCAAUCUUAAAGAAACCACUACUGGAGCCAUCAGCUACAAAAAAUGAACUGGAGAAACAUCAUGGUUAUCAACUGGAAGCUGGAGAAGUUAGAAAACUAAACACGAAAUUCCAAAUAGGAUUGGUUGAUCAUAAACACGAAGAGAAGACAAAUGAUAAGGAUAAUUUCAUUCAACAGCUUUUGAUGGAGAAAAGAAAUUUGGAGGAGAAGAUUGUGAAGUUGGAAAAGAAGAAAGAAAAGAUGGGAGCUAAAAUGAAAGAUUUUUGCAUUUUGGCCUCGAAGCACGCAAAGGGAGAGAAACUUGCAUUUGUUUGGCUGAUUGUUUCAUGGAUCUUAUUUAGCAUUGUACUAUAUCGUAAGUGAAUUGAGUUGUUUAGUAGGUAGCAUUACUGUUGUACUGUUUAAGUAGGAGGUUGGGUGUAAAACAUCUUUGAAUGUUUUCCAUGUAUUAAACCUUUAUCUUGGUGGUUGGAUAUGAAACAUAACAAUGUUUUAGUACUUGGAUUGUGAGCAAUUUAAAGUGGCUUUGAGGAUUUGCUUGAAU
Molecule: messenger RNA, 1538 nt
Organism: Cuscuta epithymum
Lineage: Eukaryota; Viridiplantae; Streptophyta; Magnoliopsida; Solanales; Convolvulaceae
Source: the annotation of a GenBank genome assembly